GGGGGAAAUGAUGCGUGCUGCAGUGCCGGUGAGUGUGCGGUGGUGUUUCAGCGCUUAGUUGUUUUACGUUUUUGGAAAACUGCUGAUAAGACUAGCGUGGUGUGACAAGAUGUCGAGUCACACUCUGCUGCUUCUGUAUGGGAGUCAGACGGGCACGGCCCAGGACACGGCCGAACGAAUCGCUCGCCAGGCACAAAGGAGGAGGAUUGAAGUCCGAGUGCAAGCUCUGGACACGUACAAUGUGGCGAAUCUGAUAUCAGAAGCUCUUGUGGUGUUUGUUUGCUCCACCACAGGGCAAGGAGACCCUCCAGACAACAUGAAGAACUUCUGGCGCUUUCUGUUCAGGAAGUCAUUACCCUCAGGAUCUCUGUGUCGCCUGGACUGUGCAGUGCUUGGUCUUGGGGACUCGUCAUAUCCUAAAUUCAACUUUGUGGCUAAGAAGCUGUAUAAGCGUCUGCUGCAGCUUGGUGCUAAUGCGCUACUUCCUGUUGGCCUGGCAGACGAUCAGCAUGAUCUGGGGCCAGAUGGCGUGAUUGAUCCCUGGUUAAAUUUGUUCUGGCAAAAGGCUCUGGCUCUUUAUCCUCCACCAGCUGACUUAAGCCCCUUUCGCGACGAAGAUCCACUUCCUCCUCGUUAUGUUUUCCACUUCCUGGAUGAUACUACAGAGAAGCCGGUUGCGAAGCCCAUGCUAGCAGAUGGCCAGGCCCCGCCCUCUUCAGCCCACCCUUUUCCAGCACGAGUGGUGUCCAAUCAGAGAGUAACAGCCCCUAGUCAUUUCCAGGAUGUGAGGCAUAUCGAGUUUGACAUUACAGGCUCAAACAUCCAGUACAGAGCAGGUGAUGUGGUGAUGAUGAGGCCGUGUAAUUCCCCAGAAGAUGUGGAGGAAUUUUGCCAGCUACUGAGACUCAACCCUGACCGUUACUUCAUGCUCACACCCACAGAUAACAACAUGGCUCCUAUCCCUGUCCGUCUCCCUCAACCGUGCUCCAUCAGGUUCCUGGUGCAGGAGUUUUUGGACAUCGCCGCAGUGCCGCGCCGCUCUUUCUUUGAGUUGCUCGCUACAUUUGCCACUAACGAACUGGAGCGAGAGAAACUGGCUGAGUUCAGCUCAGCGCAGGGUCAAAAUGAGCUGCACAGUUACUGCAGCAGACCACGGCGUACAGCUCUGGAGGUCCUGGCUGACUUCCCUCACACUACAGCUGAGCUGAAUGUGAACUAUCUGCUUGAUUUGUUUCCUGAAAUCCAGCCACGCUCAUUCUCCAUAGCAUCCUCUCUCCUGGCACAUCCUAAUCGAAUCCAGAUCUUGGUAGCAGUAGUGAAGUAUAAAACCAAACUUUACAAGCCACGUAAAGGCCUUUGCUCCUCCUGGCUGGCAUCUCUGGCCUCCUCUCAUGGUGACAUUUGUGUGCCUUUAUGGGUGAAGAAGGGUGGCCUGAAGUUCCCUCAGGACCAUAAGAGCCCUGUGAUAAUGGUAGGACCUGGAACAGGAGUUGCUCCAUUCAGAGCUGCCAUACAGGAGAGAAUAGCUGAGGGGAAAACAGCUAACGUCCUGUUCUUCGGCUGCCGCUCCAAGUCCAAAGACUUCUACUGUUGCGAUGAAUGGGAGCGAAAAAUCCAGGCAGGUCACAUGACCCUGUUCACAGCCUUCUCCAGAGACCAGGAGGAUAAAGUCUAUGUUCAGCACAGAGUAAAGGAACAGGCUAAACUGUUGUGGGACCUGAUUGUGAACAAGAAUGCUUUCUUCUACAUAGCAGGGAAUGCCAAGCAGAUGCCCACAGCAGUGUGUGAUGCACUGAAGGAGGUUUUUCAGCAGGAGGGAGGUGUGACAGAGAGCCAAGCUCAGGAAAUCCUGGACACCAUGGAGAAAACCGGACACUUCCAGAGUGAAACCUGGUCCUGAUCAGCACACAUCCAUAUAGCUUAUAUUAAGGACCAGUAAGACUGAGCACUGCUCAAACAUGUGUGCUGGUGCUAUGCAGCUAAGAACAGUAAUUAUAGAUUUCAAGGACAGAUUGAGGCUUCAUUUUGACUCAAAAGACAAAUUCUCUUGCAGUGGCUGAGGCACUGAUACACACACGUGCAACACGACAAACCAUGAAGAGUCAGGCUUGUCCGUGUUUUAUUGCAAGUGCAGUUUACCUCCUAAGCAGCAGAGGGCUCUAAAGGCUAUUCAAUGCUUGUAAAGAAUAAUUUGAGUAAACAGGAACUGAAAAGUGAAACUCUUUUCCACUGUGCCACCUUGAUACAAACAGCAGUUAUGUUUUUGUUGAGUGUGAAACCUUCAAUUCUGUCAUCUACACAAUUAGACUGUAAUGUAUUUUUAUUAGGUACUGCUGAUCCAGAAGUGGACUGUAAAAGGACCAAGUUAUGCAAAAUAAGCUGCACUAUUUUGACAGUGAUGUAUGUUAUGAAUAAACUCAAAACUGAAAUGAAAA
This is a messenger RNA of Neoarius graeffei (lesser salmon catfish), 2435 nucleotides long. It is a transcript of the gene ndor1, whose product is annotated as NADPH dependent diflavin oxidoreductase 1. The transcript is spliced from 15 exons. Gene Ontology annotation, cellular component: cytosol. The coding region runs from base 110 to 1900 and encodes 596 amino acids. NCBI's taxonomy places the organism in Eukaryota, Metazoa, Chordata, Actinopteri, Siluriformes, Ariidae. The record is from RefSeq and is a predicted model, not a curated record. Gene Ontology annotation, molecular function: flavin adenine dinucleotide binding; FMN binding; NADPH-hemoprotein reductase activity.